This is a messenger RNA of Myotis brandtii (Brandt's bat), 2334 nucleotides long. It is a transcript of the gene HMMR, whose product is annotated as hyaluronan-mediated motility receptor (RHAMM). Gene Ontology annotation, molecular function: hyaluronic acid binding. Lineage: Eukaryota; Metazoa; Chordata; Mammalia; Chiroptera; Vespertilionidae. The transcript is spliced from 18 exons. Gene Ontology annotation, cellular component: membrane. The record is from RefSeq and is a predicted model, not a curated record. The coding region runs from base 16 to 2250 and encodes 744 amino acids.
GAGCGAGCUGAGCGCAUGCGCCGAAUCUCCACGCUCGGGCCACGCCCCGGCCUCCCGGCUCCGGUUUCCGCUCGGGUCACCGCUCAUGCGCAGGAAUGUUGUGCACCAUCUCCAGGUGCUUAUGAUGUGAAAACUUCAGAAGUAUUGAAAGGACCAGUAUCCUUUCAGAAAUCACAAAGAUUUAAAAAACAAAAAGAAUCUCAACAAAAUCUUACUGUUGACAAAGAUACUACCUUGCCUGCUUCAGCAAGAAAAGUUAAGACUUUGGGAUUAAAGAAGGAAUCUCAAAAGAAUGAUAAAGACUUGAAGAUGUUGGAAAAAGAGAUUCGUGUCCUCCUGCAGGAACGGGGUACUCAGGACAAGCGUCUCCAGGAUCUGGAAGCUGAGCUGGAGAAGAUGGAAGCAAAGCUCGGCGCUGCAGUCAGGGAGAAAACGUCUCUCUCCGCAAGCAACACUACGCUGGAAAAGCAGCUCACUGAAUUAGCCAGGACUAACGAGCUACUCAAAUCUAAGUUUUCUGAAGAUAGUAACCAGAAGAACCUGAGAAUUCUAAGCCUUGAGCUGAUGAAGCUUAGAAACAAAAGAGAAACUAAGAUGAGGAGUAUGAUGGCCAAACAACAAGGCAUGGAGGUGAAACUGCAGGCCACCCAGAAGAAUCUGGAAGAGUCUCAAGGGAAAGUAGCACAGCUCGAGGGGAAACUUGUUUCAAUACAGAAAGAAAAGACUGAUGAAAAAUCUGAAACGGAAAAACUCUUGGAAUACAUUGAGGAAAUAAGUUGUGCCUCAGAUCAAGUGGAAAAAUACAAGUUAGACAUUGCCCAGUUAGAAGAAAAUUUGAAAGAGAAGAAUUAUGAAGUUUUAAGCCUUAAGCAGUCUCUUGAAGAAAAUAUUGUUACGUUGUCUGAACAAGUAAAAGACCUGAAUGCUAAAUGUCAGCUGCUUGAAAAAGAAAAAGAAGACCUCAUCAGCAGGGACAGAGAACGGGAUGAACAUCUGAAUUCUGAAAUGCAAAACUUAAAAGAGAAGUUAAUUCUUGAAAAACAAGAACAUGAAAAGGAGUUACAACAAAAGGAGUUGCAAAUUGAUUCACUUCUGCAACAAGAGAAGGAGUUACAACAAAAGGAGUUGCAAAUUGAUUCACUUCUGCAACAAGAGAAGGAAUUAUCAUCUAGUCUUCAGCAGAAGCUUUGUUCUUUUCAAGAGGACAUGAUGAAAGAGAAGAAUCUAUUUGAGGAAGAAUUAAAGCAAGCUCUGGAUGAGCUAGAUAAAUUACAGCAGAAGGAGGAAAAAUCUGAAAAGUUGGUCAAACAGCUGGAAGAAGAGACAAAAGCUAGAGCUGAAGAACUGAAACUUCUGGAAGAAAAGCUGAAGGGGAAAGAAGCUGAACUGGAGGGAAGUAAUGUUGCUCACACUCAGGCCACCCUGCUUUUGCAGGAAAGGUGUAAUACUGCAGAACAAAACCUUGGAAAUGUUACUGCUCAAUUCGAAAGCUAUAAAGCAUUAACAGCUAGUGAGAUAGAAGAUCUUAAGCUGGAGAACUCAUCACUUAAGGAAAAAGUGGCCAAGGCCGAGAAAAGUACAGAGGUUGUUCAGCAUCAGAUAUUGGCAACUGAGAGCUCAAAUCAAGAAUAUGCAAGGAUGCUUAUAGAUCUGCAGACCAGAGCAGCACUUAAAGAAGCAGAAAUUAAAGAAAUCACAGUUUCUUCUCUCCAAAAAAUAAGUGAUUUGGAGAACCAGCUCAAGCAACAAGGUGAAGACUUUAAGAAGCAGCUGGAAGAGGAAGAAGCAAGAAAAGCUGGAAAAGAAAAUACAGUGGCAGAAUUAACUGAGGAAAUGAAUAAGUGGCGUCUCCUUUAUGAAGAACUAUAUAAUAAAACAAAGCCUUUUCAGCUACAACUGGAUGCAUUUGAAGCAGAGAAACAGGCUUUGUUGAAUGAACAUGGUGCAGCUCAGGACCAACUAAAUAAACUAAGAGAUUCUUAUGCUAAAUUAUUGGGCCAUCAGAAUCUAAAGCAAAAAAUCAAGCAUGUUGUGAAAUUGAAAGAUGAAAAUAGCCAACUCAAAUCGGAGGUGUCAAAACUCCGCUCUCAGCUUGCUAAAAUAAAGCAAAGUGAGAGAAACCUUCAGGAGGAGUUGAAUAAAGUUCUGGGCAUCAGACGCUUUGAUCCUUCAAAGGCUUUUCUUCAUGAAAGUAAAGAAAAUUUUGUUCUGAAAACCCCAUUAAAAGAAGGCAAUACAAACUGCUACUGAGCUCCUAUGGAGUUUCAAGAAUCAUGCAAGUAAAGAUCUGAAAAACCAAGUUGAAGAUUAUUUUAAUCUUAUUCUUGUUGUUGU